Messenger RNA from Wyeomyia smithii (pitcher-plant mosquito), 2166 nucleotides. RefSeq names its product mitochondrial glutamate carrier 1-like. The coding region runs from base 126 to 1073 and encodes 315 amino acids. The transcript is spliced from 8 exons. Gene Ontology annotation, biological process: L-glutamate transmembrane transport; malate-aspartate shuttle; aspartate transmembrane transport. Gene Ontology annotation, molecular function: L-aspartate transmembrane transporter activity; L-glutamate transmembrane transporter activity. Lineage: Eukaryota; Metazoa; Arthropoda; Insecta; Diptera; Culicidae. The record is from RefSeq and is a predicted model, not a curated record.
GAUACUAUCGAUAAUUAUCGACAGGUUUCCAAGUCCAAUCCAUUUAAUCGUUUUAUUUUAUGGAUAUGUUAACCGAGUGCAAUAUUCAAUUAUUUCUCCGAAGUUCCCGAAAAUAGAUCCUGACGAUGGUUUCCAAUAUUAAUUCUACCAAACAGUUUCCGCUUGUACCAAAAAUUAUCAAUGGAGGUAUCGCAGGUAUAAUAGGCGUUUCCUGUGUAUUUCCACUGGACCUUGUGAAAACCCGUCUGCAAAACCAGCAAGUAGGACCAGAUGGGGAAAAGAUAUACAAAUCUAUGUUCGACUGUUUUAAAAAAACAUAUAAAGCUGAAGGUUAUUUUGGAAUGUAUAGAGGCUCUGCUGUUAAUGUACUGCUUAUAACACCUGAAAAAGCAAUUAAGUUGGCAGCUAAUGAUUUUUUCAGAUAUUAUAUGGCUACAAAGGACGGAAAAUUGUCUAUAAUUCGACAAAUGGUUGCUGGAGGCUCAGCUGGCUUAUGUCAGAUUAUAAUAACAACACCAAUGGAGCUCCUGAAAAUUCAAAUGCAGGAUGCAGGUCGCAUAGCAGCGAAGGCUUAUGAAGUUGGUAAAACCAAUUCCAAAACGUCUGCUACUAACAUAGCUUUGGAACUAUUGAGAACAAAAGGAAUUACUGGUUUAUACAAAGGAACAGGUGCUACAAUGCUACGCGAUGUUUCGUUCUCAAUUGUAUACUUUCCGUUAUUUGCAACACUCAACGAUUUAGGCCCGAGAAAGUCGGACGGAUCUGGAGAAGCGGUUUUCUGGUGCUCGUUUCUAAGCGGAUGUGCAGCUGGAUCACUCGCUGCCUUAAUAGUUAAUCCAUUCGACGUUAUUAAAACUAGACUACAGGCACUAAAGCAUGGUGAAGGUGAAGUACAAUUCAAUGGCGUAUCAGAUUGCAUCAGGAAAACCUUUUCAAAUGAAGGACUAAAGGCUUUUUUUAAAGGCGGACUCUGUCGCAUGAUGGUUAUUGCCCCGCUUUUUGGAAUAGCUCAGAUGGUGUAUUUUUUGGGAGUUGCCGAAACUUUAUUAGGAAUAAAACAAACAAAAUGUUAAAUACUCAUAGUCCAUGCUUUUUACCCAUUAUUUUGUCAAGAGUUAAAUGAGCUAAUACCUAAAACCAUAAGAUUUUUUUACUUACCUCAUAUCAAUAUUCUUUCAUGUAUAUUAUGUUUUAUGCUGAGAAUUGAUAAGAUGUGCUUCGUUUUAUUAUCCUAAAACUAGCUAGCCGUCCUGUUAAUCUUUGCUGUAUCCAAUAAAAUGUUAUGCCAUUAGGAGACAAUAUGAUGAAACUCAUUUUCACAGAAUGUACGUACUUGCUAAUGCACUAGUACGUCUCAUAUAAUAACCACCUACGAAACAAAUUAUAGAAAAAUAAUUCAUUUAAUUGAAGGAGUGACGUCCACCGUAAUACUCGAUGAUUAUAAGAAAUAUGUUCAGACAAUAUGUUAGUCAUUUUCAUCUGUUUUUCUUUGACAUUGUUAUAUAGUUAUACCAACUAAACCAAGUUCUCUUUAUGUUGAAACCUUCCACUAUAACUCAUCUCUCAAUGUACUAAAUAUUCUCUGAGUUACUCAUCUGCAAAAUAAAAGUAUUGCUUUGUAAGACCAUCUAGUGAAAUAAUAGAUCAUUCGCAAUCAGGUCCAUCACAGAUACGGUAACAUUAUGUAGUUAUUAUUAGAAAUAUAAGUAUUCAGUUAAAAGUAAAGCUUGCCAUUUCUUUACAAACAAUAAACAAGCUAAAUUACCGGAUAAUAGAUGCUUGAGUACGAGUUCGUUUAAUAACCAAACAUUCACCUGAUUGUAUACAAUGACUCGUAUUUUAAAUGAUAUUUAUCGGGAUAAUUGAGUAUGUUGGCGUUCAUGUAUUUGAUAGCAGGGGCGACUCGAUGUUCUUAAACCUACAACUACGAAUUCUGAAAAUUACAGUUUAAGGAAGUCCGCAAAAAACGAGCCAUUUUUUUGUUACUAUCUAAAAAUAAAAGUUUAAAACACAGCUUUCAAUUAUCCAUUACAAAACUUUAUUUAUUUUUUGCCCGACAUUCCCGUCUGCACCGAUUGUCGAGUCGUCCUUGCCAAGCAGUUUGUAUGUAACAUCUUUAAUCUUUCCCCAAAAAUAAUUAGAAAAUACAAAAAUACCACAAACUGA